Daphnia magna is the source of this 3710-nucleotide messenger RNA. Its product is annotated as F-BAR domain only protein 2. Gene Ontology annotation, cellular component: plasma membrane; clathrin-coated pit; clathrin-coated vesicle. Lineage: Eukaryota; Metazoa; Arthropoda; Branchiopoda; Diplostraca; Daphniidae. The record is from RefSeq and is a predicted model, not a curated record. Gene Ontology annotation, biological process: clathrin-dependent endocytosis; clathrin coat assembly.
AAAGCAACAAGGCACACACUGUACAGGAGAGAGGGGAGUUCCGGAACCCCAAAAACGUAAAGUCAAAGGGGUGGGUUGUAGUAGCUUUUUGAAGGGAACGUCAACCUUAUCCUUAAUUAAAUAUAAAAUAUUAUUUAAUUAAUCAUAAUGGUGGAUUUCUGUGAUUAUUUUUGGGGAGAGAGGAACAGUGGAUUUGACGUGUUGUAUCAUAACAUGAAGUAUGGCCUCGUUGCAAGCAAAGAAUUGGCGGAAUUCCUCAGAGAAAGAUCUUCGCUGGAGGAAUCAUACAGCAAACAGUUAGGUAAACUAGCCAAACAAUGUGGCUCGUCAACCAGCAUCGCAGCUGCCAAUAGUGCUACUACCAACACAAAUGGAGCCCCAAAUGUCGGACCGCUGUGUACAUUCACUCCUUUAUGGCAAUUGCUUAAGACUUCCUGUGAAAAAGUGGCUCAGCUCCAAUUACAGAUGGCCCAAAGGCUAAAUGACAUGGUCAAAGAUGUCGGCAAGUACAGUGAUGAGUUAGCCAGGAAACAUAAAGUUGUCAAAGAGUCUGAAAGCAGCACAGUUGAAGCUAUUCAGGUUUUGAAUCAGACCAAUGUUACCUUGCAGCGAUCAAAAGAGGCAUACUUUCAACGAGGCGGCGAGCUGACAAAGUUACGCAGAGAUGGCUCAACAUCGAACAAAGACUUGGAACGUGCCGACACCAAAUUUCGUAAAGCGGCUGAAGAUUACCGGAACUUAGUUGAAAAAUACGCACAAAUGCGGGAAGAUUUCGAAAGAAAAAUGACCGUCUCAUGCAGGCAUUUUCAAGAAGUGGAAGAAGGCCAUCUAAGUCAAAUGCGGAAUUUCCUCAAUAGCUAUGUCAACGUCUUGUGCAACAACUACGAAGCUAUGGGCCAGGUUCAUGUCGAUCUUAGACAGCAGUGGGAUGACCUGAGUGUCGAUCGACUUAUGGACAUGUUUGUCGUAUCCAAAAUGACUGGCAUGGAGAAACCGUUACCUGUCGAGUUUGAAGAAUUCCCCUUGGAUAAUGAUCAACAACUCGGAGCGAAUACUUCGAAUCAGCUUCCUGAUUACUUGGAAGAGUGGACAGCGCCAACGUCCACAACGGGCAAGGUUCGAGAAGGGUUUCUCAAAAGCCGCCGCGACCGCAGAAAGGAGAAAGACAAGGACAAGAGUAAAGUGUCGAAGAAGAAACGCGAUUCAGAUGCAUCCAGUAUCAAAAGUGAUGGGGAGCCUAACUUGACUGGAACCGCAGCGGGUGCCGCCGUCAUUAGCGCCGAAGCAAGAAGCAACAUUUCCACCGGCAGCGGCAACAUCACAGUUGGAGGUACGGCUGGAAGUGGUGGCGGCGGCAGUGGUCUGGAUACGAGCAGUUUCGGGCGUGAAAAAGAGCGGCCAGAAAAAGAUGAGAGCCCGUUGUACUCGGCUGGCGACACCGCAUCCGAUAGUGCCGUCAAAGUGGACGACGAGGGCUAUACUAUCCGACCGCGAGACGAAGCGUGGAAUGCGGAAAAAACGAGCGGUUUCUACUCGAGUUCCGAUGCCGAUUCGGAUGACGAGCCAGAGCGAAAAUUGCAUGUUGAGAUUAAACCUAUCACUAAUGGAGCCAAUCUUCCGAGUGCUACGGUCGAUGAACUAAAGGCGACCAUUGAGGGAUUCAAUAUCAACACGUCCAUGUUUAACACAGCCACCCGUAAAAACACUUCAAUGGAUUCCCAUUCGACUUCUCAACUGAGUAUGGGGAAAUCGAGUAGCGACUUGGUCGGUCUGAAUCUGUUCCACAGCCCUACCAAUUCCAAUACAUCCACCCCAACCGGUACAGUCGCUCCUGGCCACCUUUACGGUUCCAUGAUGUCGCCUACGGGGACAGGAUCGCCCUCGAAUCGGCAUAAUACAGCAACACCCGCAUGUGCGGGUGAAGAUUUAUUUGAUGAAGUGGGUGAAAUCGUUCCAGCCUUGCCUCCUAAACAGGGUAGAUUGCCAGCCCCGAAUUCCCGCGGCAGUACGCCUACACUCGGCAGUAUCGCCGUCCCACGGCCGCCUUCUCGUAAAGGAAUGGAGGCCACUGCCCGCUUGGCCGCAGCCAGUCCGCUUACACUUCAGUCGUCACCUGCUCCCAGUGCCAACGCAUUUUCAACUAGCAUGCCACGAGCCGAGUCCGUUCUUAGCCUCGACUUUAGAUCUGGCAUGUCAACCUCACCAACAUCAUUGAGCCGGCCGGGAUCAAGAUCUGCCGGACCGUCACCACUAACCGUCAGCCUGCCUUCAGGGGGAAGUGCGGGCGCUGUCGAUAGUAUCCCACUUGCAGUAGCAUUCCAGGAAGUUGUUCACGCCUUGUUCCGCGGAACCGACGAGGCGAGGUGCCAAGUCCGAAUUACCGGUGACAUGAUGCUCUCGUUUCCAGCUGGCUUGGUUCAGUUGAUCAAUGCACAGCCUAACCAUAACAUACCACCCAUAUCAUUCCGUAUCCGUAAUUUUCAAAAUCUGGAGAACGUUGUUCCUAACAAACAAGUGCUCAACAUGGAACAAGAUCUGAUGAGCGUCGAGCCACUCUUCCAUUUUAACAUGCCACAGUUAACUUUGCUCCUUAAGCGGCAAGCUGAACAGAAUCCCUCGGCUUCCUAUUUCAAUGUGGAUAUCCUCAAGUAUCAAGUGAAGGCCCAACGUGGUACCGGCUCAGCGCCAUUGCAUUUGGUAGCCUAUUGGAAGUGCGAGCCAUCGCAAACGGACGUGCGGUUGGACUAUAAGUUUAACGCCCAUGCCCAAGUGACUCCGGCACCGCUGCGCAAUCUCAUGAUUUCCGUGCCGAUCGAAGGAGCAGUGACGUCGAUGCAAGCCAAACCGCAAGGAGAAUGGAUGGGAAAUAGUAAUCGUGCACUGUGGAAGCUGCCGGAAAUGUCGCUGGAGGCGGAUGGUGCCAACAUGGGCUCAAUACGAGCUCGUUUCAACGUCACCGGCAGUUCAGGUAGCCCCACAACAAUCACUGCUCACUUUGGUUGUGAUGGUUCCACCAUGUCUGGUGCCGAAAUGGAUUUGGUCUCGACAGGAUACCGGACAUCCUUGGUCAAAAGACGUUUCGUAGCCGGCAAAUAUCUGUGCGAAGCCGAGGCCUCAGUUCUUCAGAACAAUCGCUACGCGGCUCCACCGGGCCCUACUUCUACCGAAUGCUGAAGAAAAGAAGGAAUUCUUGGAACCUGUUUGAAGCCAGUCACGAAGGUUCACCCAACUCGCAUGUAAUCGAAUCGGAAGGAAUCUUUGUUUUUUAGAAACACAUAUUCUCUUGUAUACAUACCUAUAAAAAAAAAAAAAAAAAGAAAAGAAAAGUUAAAAAUAUUCGGUCUCUCCCGAGUCGACGCUCUUCCUCCAUUUCAUCCAAAUCUUUUUAAACCAACAAAAAAAAAUAAUGAUAUAAUAAUAAUAAUAAUAAAGUAACGGGUUUAACCAAUUGUUGUCCUGUUCAGCAGCAAUAGCAGAAAAACCAACUGAUUUGCAUGUUGAAUAAUUGUUACAUGUAAAGCUGCCUUACCUUGAAAAGGGCAAGACAUCACUUUAUCUUCUUAUAUUUGCCCUAGUUCUCUCGUUCUCUUGUUUCUUCUUACUUUUUUGGGUCAUAAUACGAUACAAACAAACAAACAAACAAACAAAAAAUAUACUUAUUUUUGUAAAUAAACUGCCAAUUUGUUCUAUAUAUACAUCCUAAAAACAAA